AUGGACAUAGAGGGGUUAGCGAUUCAGAAGACAGGGUUAGUAAGCCACGAGGGGGACUUCCUCAGGAUCGCUAACGAGUAUUUUACUACUUAUUAUCAGCCACUGAUACGUUGGGUCGACCGGUUACGGAAAGUUGUCUUUCCAAAUCGUGGAAGGUGGGAGAGAGAGGACACAGGGCCAUAUUUUCAGAUGCGGCAGAUUCUUCAGGAAGCCCAAAUGGAUCCGGCUAUCUCAGCAAGAGCCAAGCAACCUGGUAUUUGUGUAACUACAUUGUUUUAUUGUCUGCUCGUUUCAGUCGAUCCCCUAUAA
Podospora pseudopauciseta is the source of this 309-nucleotide messenger RNA. RefSeq lists its product as uncharacterized. The record is from RefSeq and is a predicted model, not a curated record. NCBI's taxonomy places the organism in Eukaryota, Fungi, Ascomycota, Sordariomycetes, Sordariales, Podosporaceae. The transcript has a single exon. Bases 1 to 309 code for a protein of 102 amino acids.